AUGACCAGUCCGCUGAAAAAGAAGAGAAAAGUUGAUUCGACUGUGCCACCACAGAAUACUCGGAGCAUUGCUUCAUAUUUUGGUGCUGCGGGAAAAAAAAUUCCACCGCAAAUUCCUAGCACUGAGCAUGCUCAGCUUACGGAUGAGCAGCUGGCUCGGAAGCUUCAAACGGAAUGGAAUCAACAGGGCCAGGAUGAGUCUAAAUAUUCUAGUCCUAGUAAUAUAACAACGGAAAACCUGCAGCAGGAAAAACCCCGGGUGCCUGAUGGAGGAGCUGAUUCUAUCCCAAGCACCGACAAUACCGGUAUACCUAAUACCCCAACUCUUAUAUCCAGCAAAGAGAAUAAGCCCAAGGGGAUAUUAGCUUUACAGAGCUCCUCAGCGGCGGAAGAUACUAUAUCAUUUUCGCUGCCUUUUGAUCUCAGUCCGUUGGAAUUCGAUCCGCAUGAGCAAAAGGAAAACCUCCAAGCACAUUGGGAGGCGGAAGGCGGGAAAGCAUCAUAUGCCAUUUUGGCUCGCGCCUUUUCCCUUGUCAAUGGCACACAGAGUAGGAUCAAAAUAGUCGAUAUACUUGUGAAUGUUCUCAGGCUUAUUAUCGUGGGUGACCCUCAGAGCCUACUGCCUGCGGUAUGGUUGGCAACAAAUGCAUUUGCUCCACCAUAUGUACCAAUUGAAUUGGGUCUAGGAGGGUCUGCCAUAUCCAAAGCUUUGAAAAAGGCUUACGGAUUGGAUAACCAAGGCCUCAAAUCACUAUACAAUAAACAUGGCGACGCUGGUGAUGUGGCCUUUGAGGCAAAGAAAAAACAGUCAUUCACGCUAAGACGACCAAAACCGUUGACUAUCAGAAGCGUAUAUGACGCCUUAAUGAAGAUUGCAAACAGUAAAGGCACCGGAAGCCAGGAGGCAAAGCAGAGAAUUGUUGAGAAGUUACUCCAGGAUACUCGAGGUGCAGAGGAGAGUCGAUACAUCGUCCGUACGCUUGUUCAGCAUCUCCGGAUUGGUGCUGUUAAAACGACGAUUUUGAUUGCACUUGCAAGAGCGUUUCUUUACUCAAAGCCACCAACAGCCACUUUUUCCAUACGUUCGCGCGCAGAGUUUACGAGCUUGAGUAAAGAGGAGCUAUCAAGUAUCUACUCUCAGGCGGAAGAGACUAUCAAAACUUGCUAUGCACGGCAUCCCAACUACAACAUGAUUGUUCCGUGCCUAUUGGAAAAUGGAGUUUCUGCUGAACUUCUUACAAAGUGCGGGAUCACGUUGCACAUCCCUUUAUUGCCUAUGCUGGGUAGCAUUACCAGGGACCUUCCGCAAAUGUUAACUAGGCUACAUGGCCGAUCAUUUACCUGCGAGUACAAGUAUGAUGGACAAAGAGCACAGGUACAUUGUGACGCAUUGGGGAAAGUCUCCAUUUUCUCUCGCCAUCUAGAACUCAUGACAGACAAAUACCCAGAUUUAGUGUCUCUUGUUCCUCAGAUUCGAUCGGGGGCGGUCUCUAGCUUUAUCCUGGAAGGUGAAGUGGUUGCUGUUAACAACGAAACUGGGGAGCUACUUCCUUUCCAAACACUCACUAAUCGGGCGAAGAAAAAUGUGGAAAUAGGUGAUAUCAAAGUCAAUGUCUGUUUAUUUUCAUUUGACUUGAUGUACCUGAAUGGACAAUCACUGCUGGAAAGGCCGUUUCGGGAAAGACGUGAGUUUUUAAGGAGCUUGUUUAUUGAAAUCCCGAAUCGAUUCACAUGGGUAAAGAGUAUCGAUGCUUUCCCAUCCGAUUCGGAUGCUGCCCUAAACUUUUUUAAUGAUGCCCUUCAAGCAAAAUGCGAGGGCAUAAUGGUGAAAGUUCUAGAUGAUAAGCCAGUUGAGAGCUUAAUACAGGCAGAAGGAGCUGCCACAGUCCCUGAUAAUGCCGAAAUAUUAUCCUUGGAAACGGAUCAGCCCCAGGCGUCUACAGAUACUGUUGCGAAGCAACGAGGGGGCCGAAAACGACCACUUCUAUCAACAUACGAGCCUGACAAACGACUCGAAUCCUGGCUCAAGGUGAAGAAGGAUUAUAGUGCUUCGUCGGAGACUUUAGACUUGAUUCCCAUUGGGGCAUGGCAUGGCCAAGGUCGAAAGGCUAAAUGGUGGUCACCAAUACUCCUUGCCGUACGAAAUCCUGAAACUGGCUCUCUCGAGGCUGUUACCAAGUGUAUGUCCGGCUUCUCGGAUAAAUUUUAUGAAGCGAGUAAGGAGAAGUACGCGGAAGGCGGAGAUAAUAUAAUCUCACGCCCAAACUACGUGGAGUACUCUGGCGAGCCAGAAGUUUGGUUUCAGCCGCAGGAGGUCUGGGAGAUGGCAUUUGCAGAUAUCACGCUGAGUCCCACGUACACUGCGGCUAUAGGACUGGUUAGUGAUGAGCGUGGCCUGAGUCUUCGAUUCCCAAGAUUCUUGAGAGUGAGAGAGGAUAAGAGCAUUGACGAAGCUAGCACAUCCGGCUAUAUUGCUCACCUUUGGGAUAAGCAGGCGGAGAAAGUAAAGGUGGCGGAGCCUGGACCUGAAGACUAA
Molecule: messenger RNA, 2535 nt
Organism: Nannizzia gypsea CBS 118893
Lineage: Eukaryota; Fungi; Ascomycota; Eurotiomycetes; Onygenales; Arthrodermataceae
Product: DNA ligase
Exons: 1
Coding region: 1-2535 (844 amino acids)
Biological process (GO): lagging strand elongation; mitochondrial DNA repair; DNA recombination
Cellular component (GO): DNA ligase III-XRCC1 complex
Molecular function (GO): DNA binding; DNA ligase (ATP) activity; ATP binding
Source: RefSeq, a predicted model, not a curated record